AUGACCACAAUUCAAGAGGUGGAGGAUUUUGACAUGUGGGGAAUCGACUUUAUGGGGCCGUUUGUCAGCUCGUAUGGAAAUAAAUACAUAUUGGUAGUGGUUGACUAUGUCUCCAAAAGGGUCGAAGCGGUCACUCUCCCAACCAAUGAUGCGAAAGGGGUAAUAGGCUUUCUAAAUAAAAAUAUCUUCACAUGUUUUGGCACCCCGAGAGUUAUAAUCAAUGAUGGUGGAACCCACUUUUGCAAUAGAGAAUUCGCACGGCUGUUGGAAAAGUAUAGAGUUCGUCAUAAAGUGACCACCCCUUAUCACCCACAGUCGAGCGGGAAAGUUGAAGUGUCAAAUAAGGAAAUUAAAAGUGUCCUUACAAAAACAGUGAAUGCAACAAGGACCGAUUUGGCGAAGAAGUUGGAUGAUGCAUUGUGGGCGUACCGCACAGCCUUCAAAACUCCAAUUGGUAUGUCACCGUACAAGUUGGUGUUCAGAAAGGCAUGCCACCUUCCGAUAGAGCUCGAACAUAAAGCACUUUGGGCAUUGCGGCAGUUGAACUUGGAUAUGGAGACAGCAGGCACCAGCAGAGUCAUUAGGUUACAUGAGCUCGAUGAAUUCAGGUUCCAAGCAUUUGAGAGUGCUAGAUUAUACAAAGAUAGGAUGAAACUAAAGCAUGAUAAGCACAUCUUGGAUCGGAACUUCAAAUCCGGAGAUCUAGUGUUGUUAUACAACUGA
Nicotiana tabacum (common tobacco) is the source of this 723-nucleotide messenger RNA. The record is from RefSeq and is a predicted model, not a curated record. NCBI's taxonomy places the organism in Eukaryota, Viridiplantae, Streptophyta, Magnoliopsida, Solanales, Solanaceae.